This is a messenger RNA of Camponotus floridanus (Florida carpenter ant), 637 nucleotides long. RefSeq lists its product as uncharacterized. Lineage: Eukaryota; Metazoa; Arthropoda; Insecta; Hymenoptera; Formicidae. The transcript has 3 exons. The record is from RefSeq and is a predicted model, not a curated record. Bases 140 to 517 code for a protein of 125 amino acids.
UCAACUUUCUUCUUCAAAUUUUGUGGCAGAAUCUAAUAUUAAAAAUCCUGCCAGUAUUACAAACGAUAAUAUACAUACAACAGAUCAUUCGUUAGUACGAAUAGUUCCAACAGAAUCAAUCGAAUUACCAGUGACAAAUAUGUUUCCAUCACAAUCUUUAUCUAAAAUAGAUAAAGCGACAAUGGUAUCACCAAGGCGCAUCUAUAAUUCUCCAGAAAAAUGUAGAUUUCGAAGAAGAAUAAAAUUUUUGGAAGCAGAACAUGCGAAGAAAAUGAGAAAUGUGCACCAACAAAUACGCCGAUACAGUGAUCAAGUGCUCACACUCAAAAGCAUUUUAAACAAAUUAAAAAAUAAUAAACUGUUAAAUGAAACACAAGCCGAAAUGAUACAUCUGCUAGGUGGAUCAACCGGGAUGUGCCGGAUAUCCGGUAACUAUCCGGUAUCCGGUCUAUCCGGCCUGGCCGGAUAUCGUAACAAAAUUUUAUAUUUAAAAUUGGCACCAUUACCGAUAAUUUAGAGACGCAGAGUCCUCUAUGAACAAAGCUAAUCAUUUGCUAUCAAGUUAUCCCUCUGCAGAUUAGUGAAGGGCAUUAGUGUUUUUCUAUUGUUUCUAAUCUAAUCUAACCUACGAAAAGAA